Molecule: messenger RNA, 1983 nt
Organism: Psylliodes chrysocephalus
Lineage: Eukaryota; Metazoa; Arthropoda; Insecta; Coleoptera; Chrysomelidae
Source: the annotation of a GenBank genome assembly
AUGUUUUCGGCUAGAACUAAUAAGAUUUUGCUGAAUGCCAGCAAUAUCAAUAAUAAUAAUAAUAAUAAUAAAAUUGAGAUUAACAAGAAAAAUAAAGAGAAUGAAUCUGAUUUCACAAUCAUCGAAAAUUAUCGAACUUUGGAAGAUGGAACUUUACUUAUGGAAACUGUUAUCUCUGAAGAUACAGUCAGUAGUGAAAAAUAUUGUAAAGAUGAAAAUAUGAAAAAUUCUGUAUCGCAAACAGAAUCAAGAAAAGAAAUAAGCGAAUGUUGCAUUGAAGGCACAGAAACGGAAAUUAUUACAAUACUACAAUUAGAAAGUGAAAAGACGUUACAAGAACUAAACAUAACCCAAAACGAUGUUCUAAAUUUGAAUCAAAAUAAUGUACUUACACAAGACAUUGAAGACAAGCCAGAUAGUGAACAAAUGAUAGAAUCAGGAAACAUACAUGAUAAUGUGGAAGAAGUGCACGAAAUUAUAACAUAUGAGAUGGAUGAAGAAAUGAACGAUGAGGAAUUAGUGCAAGAAGAUUUGGAUGCUAUAGAGAUAGAAAAGUUGCAGAAAAAAGAAAAUGUUACAAAGAAAAGAAGUGAAACCGCAUUACGGAGAUUACAUGGAAAAUCGUAUGUUGGCUAUAAAAGAAGCAAGGACAAAGUUAUAACACACGAUUGCAAGAGGGAAGGAAGAAAAAUGAGAGAAAGGUGAUACACCACCCCAACAGGAACUUUAACCCCAAACGUCCAUUUCAUCGAGAAAGACACUUUGGUAUCAAAGGUUAAAGAUAUUCUGGAUAUAAUAGCCUGGUUAAAUAUAGAUGGAUAUGAUGAAAAUGGAAUACAAAUUAUAUCAAAUGCACAUCUUUUAGUAUCCAAAAUUUUGACAGCAUACACUGACAUUCCAUUAAAGACUUUAAUGCCCUUUCAAAGUCCUCGUAGGUCUGGAACCCAACAACACCAUCUUCGAGGUAGAGACUAUAGAGCGUCGAUUGUCACUAACACUCUACCUAAUUAUACAACCCGAGUUAAAGGCGAGUCUAACACCCAUAUAGUGUUCCGAACAUCGGUAGACCAUUUAGCAGUCAAUUUCUUGCAUAUUUAUGCUCACAUAACCUGGUUAUCUAUGGGUGAAUUAGAGGUGGGUCGUUACCUAACCUCCCCGAGUAUGAUAUGGGGAGUGACUACAGAAUGUAAAUACUGCACAAGAGCAAUACCAGACGUGCCUAUGGUAUUUAAAGAGGAACUGAUCAAGCGUUGUGAACCAGUUAGAUUGAAUAUAACGAAUAUAGGAGAAAUUGCAGAGGAAAUUGUAUGUAAGAGUCUGGACAACUACAUAUCUAAAAAUCUCAUUACUAGGAUGGGACUUCAAGCUUCAGAUGAAGAAAAGAUCAGAAUAUCUAGCAUUGGAGUUAUGCAAGAAGCACUUGAUAGUACGUAUUCCAGAAAAGUGCAAGUUCAAGACAGAUUUGGAUCACAUGCCGCAGGAACUGAAGAGUAUCAUAUUUUAUCAACAUUAACAGAUAGUGGAACUAAAAAGAGUGUCGGGUUAACUGAAAUGAAAUGUUUACAAACAGACCUCUUGGCUGAAUUCCUAAUUUCUGUAGCGACAUCAACACUUGAAGCACAUGUUAGAGAAUUCACAAAACAUAAUGUAAUUGAAUGGUUGCUUAUAACUCCCGUAACUCAAAUCCCCUGGUAUGGUCUCUGUCAAUGGUUGUACGAGUCCAAUAGAUCAUGGCCCAGGAGUAGAUAUGAUGUACCUUCAAUAGUUAAACAGCUCUCAGAACCAUCGACUAUCACUUACUCUAACGCCUGCAUAAAAUGGAUUGAGUAUUUAAUUGCAACUGCCAUGUUUGACCAUACUGAUGAAGAAUGGUAUGAGGAUGUUGACUACAUUUUCAAUAAGAGUGAACUGCAUAAAUUCCCUCUUCUUAACUCAGAGAAAGGCACAGUAGAUUAUAUAGAAUCUCAAUACAAUGAGUUCUAA